Astrephomene gubernaculifera is the source of this 1755-nucleotide messenger RNA. The record is from the annotation of a GenBank genome assembly. Lineage: Eukaryota; Viridiplantae; Chlorophyta; Chlorophyceae; Chlamydomonadales; Astrephomenaceae.
AAAGCCCUCUUGACUUGCAGUCAACUGCAUUUUGCAUCGUCCAAUUGUUCGCCAACCGCCCGAAGAGGCCUUUGCAACAAUGCUUAAGCUGCCCUCCAUCACCGCCGCCCGCGGGCCUGCCGCGCUGCACGACCGCACUACCUUCGCACCUGGCAUGGCGCGCUCACAGAUCAGCUGCCUUCGGUCGACGCGGGCUGCGAACGUCCACCCUCAGACGGCCUUCACCAGCGGCGCGAUGGCCCCUCGCAUGCGCACCUCAACCACCCUAGCACCCACCCGGCGCUCUAUCCAGCCCCUCACCUGCCGCGCCUCCCUCACGGAGGCUGCUCCCGGCAAGACCGUCCUUGGCUUCGUGGGCAUCGGCAUCAUGGGCCUGGCUAUGACCCGCAACCUGCUCAAGGCUGGCUACGAGGUGGUGGUGUGGAACCGCAACCCGGACAAGUGCAAGCCGCUGGCGGACGAGGGGGCCAAGGUUGCCUCCACCCCCCGUGAGGUGGCGGCCGCCGCCACCUACACCUUCGCCAUGCUGUCAGACCCGGAGGCGGCGCUGGAGGUGGCCACGCGGCCGGACGGGGUGGCGGCGGGCCUGGCCCCCGGCAAGGGCUACGUGGACGUGAGCACGGUGGACGCCGCCACCUCGCGUGCGGUGGCUGCGGCGGUGCGGGGCGCGGGCGCGGCCUUCCUGGAGGCGCCCGUGUCGGGCAGCAAGGGGCCGGCGGAGCAGGGCAAGCUCAUCUUCCUGACGGCGGGCGACCAGGCUCUGUUCACCGCCGUGUCCGCCCCGCUGGACGUGAUGGGCAAGGCCAAGUUCUUCCUGGGGCAGGAGGGCGCGGGGGCCAACAUGAAGCUGGUGGUCAACAUGGUGAUGGGCUCCAUGAUGACCAGCUUCGCGGAGGGGCUGGCGCUGGCGGAUAAGGUUGGCCUCCGGCAGCAGGAUGUGAUCGAGGUGGUGGGUCUGGGCGCCAUCGCCGCGCCCAUGUUCGCGCUGAAGGGCCCCUCCAUGGCGGCGCGCAGCUACGGCCCCGCCUUCCCGCUCAAGCACCAGCAGAAGGACAUGCGGCUGGCGCUGGCGCUGGGCGACGAGGUGGCCCAGCCGCUGCCCAUGGCCGCCGCCGCCAACUCGCUCUACAUCGCCGCGCGCCGGCAGGGGCUGGGCGAUGCGGACUUCUCAGCGGUCAUGGAGGCGGUCGCGGCGCAGCAGCAGCAGCAGCAGUAAGACAAGAACGAGGAGCAGCUGCAGCAGAGGAGAGGUGGCAGCGAUGGCGGCAGGGUCAGGUGGUUGAUGACUAUUGUAAGAUGUGGUCGUAGUUGGGGGGCGGUGAUGCAAAUGAGAGUAAACGAAGGAGAAGGAUGAGGAGGAUGUCCGAGGCGAUCGCGCAGCGGGCGGCAACGUGCGGACGUGAGGGUUGGCUAACGAUUACUAAAGGCUUUGCGCUUGUGAGCGAGCGAGCGAUGAGGAGCGGUGUUCUAUUCUUCGUCUUUUCUGAAAAUGGAAAGCUGAGUAUGGGCGAUGUUUCGAGCGUGACGUGCGGGCUGGCUAUAUUGGAUGCCGCGUGUCCGCCAACCGCACAUUGAAGGGUGAGUCCGCUGAAACCAAGUUACCUUGCGUCACAGUACCGACACCGUGCAUACGACGACGUUAGUUGCCCAUUAAAAAGCGUAGCGGUGCAGUUUGUUGUAAUCAAGCCCGCCUGUCAAGAGUCAACCGGUGCUACUUGGAGAAUGCCCCACUUGCCGUAGCGCAAGCAAGUCAGA